Symbiodinium necroappetens is the source of this 1483-nucleotide messenger RNA. NCBI's taxonomy places the organism in Eukaryota, Dinophyceae, Suessiales, Symbiodiniaceae. The record is from the annotation of a GenBank genome assembly.
GACGGGUGAAGUGCUGAACCCGGAGACGCUGAAGCGCCAGACAUCGCAAGCAAGUGAACAAAAUCAUUCUCCUCAAGGAGAUGGCUCAGAUGUGCAGGAGUCUGCAACGAGGACUGCGACAGCGGCCAAGGUGAAGGCGUUUGAUGCACGAGCUCGUGCAGAAUUCAGAGCUACCGCAGCAUUGGCUUCGAGUCGACUGCGCUCCAUGAAGCUUCGCCCAGAUCACUCGACCUUCAGCGCUUUAAACGUGGACACCCUGCCUAGCAAGCCAAAGAGCUCGCCCUUGGCUUCCACUUGCGAAGGUGGAAACAUCCUCCUACGCCCUUGCCGGCCCAUAAAGGAAAAACCGACGAGCCGCAUCUCCCGGCCUUUGCCAGAGGUGCCUGGCUUCCCCUUCGACAAAGUCCCGGCCUCCACUGCCCAGAUGCUUGCGGUUCUGUCUCUGGAGCCUGGACUUGGAAAGGCGUCCAAGUCGAGCAAGGCGGCAAAGGUGCGAAGUGCGGCUCCGGCUCCCAAGCCGUGGCAGUUGGAGGCGAGGGAAGCCCCGCCCAAGCCGUCCUACACUGCCCGAAGCUCCGACUUCGAGCCCUCCUCAACUUCUGGCGAGGCCAAGCCUAAGAAGGAUGCGGAGGCUGAUGCAAGCACAUCCCAGACACAUCUCAAGAAAGAUAGCGACGAGGAUGGCAAGGCUCAGUCCAAACGAUCCUUGUCUCCGGCUGAACGUUCCACAUCGGCAGCGUCGCAGGAAGGACCACCAGUGUCCCAGAAAACUCGCUGGGCAGAUGUAGUAUCCGAUGACGAGGAAUGCCCUUGGCAGACUCAGGCCAAGUCGAGCGAGGAAGAGAUCACGCAGGAAAGGAGCUUUGCGUCCCCUGGGAGUUUCUCCAAGACUCGCUGGGCAGAUGUGGACUCGGACGAUGACCAGUUGUUACCGAGUGGGGAGGAGGAAGACGAGGAGUCAAGCAGCUCCCCAGCUGAGCCCGCGGAGCGGCAGGUCCGAGUCCGAGGAGAAGCAAGGAGGUGCCAGGUGAAGGCCGAGGAGGCAAAGGCAGAUGCGAGCACAUCCAAGGACAAGAAGUCUGCAAGCAGCGACGAGGAGGACGUGAAGGCGCUAUCGGAAGCAAACGAGGAGCAGGUGUCCCCGAAGACACGUUGGGCAGAUGUUCAGUCUGACGACGAUCAACUUCUUCCGAGCGCAGAAGACGAUACCGAGAAGGAUGACGCCUCGGAAGAAGCCGGCGAGUGGCAAGAGGUCAAGAGACAGACGAAGCCAAAGGUGCCGAAGGCGUUCAAGCCCGAGGGACGCAGGCACCAUGAGGAGCGCCCUCGCGAGCGCCGCGACGACCGUCGUCGGAAGGACACCACGAGCAAAGAAGGAGAUACCCAGCCGCCCAGGAGGAGGCGGGAUGGGAGGAGGAAUCCACGAGACAACGACUGGAAAAGAACAGGAGGAGGCGAGAGCCAGCAGCGUCGGGUGCGCUGA